Penicillium antarcticum is the source of this 1212-nucleotide messenger RNA. Its product is annotated as NAD(P)/FAD-dependent oxidoreductase. Gene Ontology annotation, molecular function: (S)-2-hydroxy-acid oxidase activity; (S)-2-hydroxyglutarate dehydrogenase activity. Gene Ontology annotation, cellular component: mitochondrion. NCBI's taxonomy places the organism in Eukaryota, Fungi, Ascomycota, Eurotiomycetes, Eurotiales, Aspergillaceae. The coding region runs from base 1 to 1212 and encodes 403 amino acids. The transcript is spliced from 3 exons. The record is from RefSeq and is a predicted model, not a curated record.
AUGUAUACACGUGCCUUCCUUAAUAUACGUGCUCCAAGCCUCAGGCGCCACUUCUCCAGCACCCGAGCCUCCAAUGCCGACUUCACACAUGCAGUAAUAGGCGCAGGAGUUGUCGGCCUCGCCGCAGCCCGCCAACUCGCAGCUCGGGAGGGCACAUCAACAAUCCUACUAGAGCGACACGAUGCCCCAGGAACCGAGACAAGCAGUCGCAACUCCGAGGUCAUCCACGCAGGCCUCUACUACCCAGCAACCUCACUAAAAACCACCCUCUGCAUCCAAGGCCGCAACCUCCUCUACGAUCUCUGCAAAAAGAACAACAUUCCGCACCGAAACACCAAGAAAUGGAUCGUAGCCCAAACCCCAGACCAAUGGGCCGCUGCCCUAAAGAUACACACCCACUCGCAAACCCUCGACGCACCCACGCGCCCAAUAAGCCGCACGGAAGCCCAAGCCCGCGAACCAGACGUCAAAGCCGACGCAGGCAUCCUCGAAUCCGAAACAACAGGUAUAGUCGAUAGCCACUCGCUAAUGACAUACCUACAAGGGUCCUUCGAAGAGCGAGGCGGUGACAUAGCAUUCAAAACACGGGUUACAAGCGUCGAAGCCGUGGACGGCGGGAAGGGCGGGUAUAAACUGACAGCCGUGUCAGACGAAGACGGGUCCGAGACUAGCAUCACUGUUGAGACGCUUGUUAAUUCGGCUGGACAUGGCGCGUGCGAGAUUAGCAAUAUGUUGUUGCCGGCUGAGAGGCAUUUCGUGCCGCAUUAUGCUAAAGGGACUUAUUUUUCUUAUGCUGCCAGUCGCCCGCGUACGAAUGUGCUUGUUUAUCCCAUUACUAUGCCUGGGACGGGGGGAUUGGGAACGCAUUUGACGCUUGAUAUGGGUGGGCGUAUUCGGUUUGGGCCUGAUGUUGAGUGGGUUGAUGCUGCUGAUGAUCUGGUUCCUAGUGCUGCUAGGCUUGAACGGGCGCUGCCUGAGAUAAAGGCUUAUUUGCCUGGUGUUGAUGCUGAUGCUGUUUCGUUGGAUUAUUGUGGUAUUCGGCCUAAGCUGGGACGGGGCGGCGCUGUUAAUGAGGGAUCUGGUUUCCAGGACUUUAUUAUUCGAGAGGAGGAAGGUUUGCCUGGAUUUGUUAACCUUUUGGGGAUUGAGAGUCCUGGAUUGACUAGUUCUUUGGCUAUAGGGGAGAUGGUCGAAGAGAUUUUGUAUAGAUGA